Molecule: messenger RNA, 2159 nt
Organism: Linderina pennispora
Lineage: Eukaryota; Fungi; Kickxellomycota; Kickxellomycetes; Kickxellales; Kickxellaceae
Exons: 1
Coding region: 110-1978 (622 amino acids)
Source: RefSeq, a predicted model, not a curated record
CUCGCAACAUCGCCAUUGCACGCACUUUGAUUUCGAUUUCGCUUCAGGCAGCUCUUUUCUUUUUCUUUUUCUUUGCCACUCUUGUGUAUAUCUGCUCUCAUUUGUACUGAUGGAACUGACGUUCUGGAGGGAGUCAAUAACGACGUUGCUGGCGACGCUGGAGGGCGCGUUGCUGGGCGACAGCGAUCAGCACACAGGCAGCAGUUCCAUGCAUCACGAAACCCGCAAGCACGCACGCUACUCGACCAGCGACACGUUGUCUGAUAUGGAAAUGCCCGGGGAGCCAGCGAAGCGGCGGCGGAACAGCGGCGACUCGGAGGAGCUGGCGCGGCGGGCGUACAAGAACCGGCGGCUAUCGAAGACAUUGUCGAGCCAGUUUGCGCGCAGCCUGUCGAUGAGCACCGGGCAGUCUGCGGGCAGCGUGGAUGUGGAUCACAGUCCGAUGCAUAUGGAGGGGUACGUGUCGCUGUCAUCGGUCAGCUCGUGCUCGUCGCUUUCAUCACUGUCGCCGUGGUCGUCGGACGCUGCCUCGACGCCACAUUGUGGAAUCCUGGACUACUCGGGCAUGCAGCGGGCGCUGGCGAAUCCAACUGUGAACCGGACAACGAAGGCGCGGGAGAAAAGCAAAAUGGCGGCCAGCGGGGGGCUGCAGCUGGCGUCCAGCAUGGAAAUGGACAGCAGCGAUGGCGGCAUGACGGCGAGUGCUAUGGAGUCGAGUGUAUGUAGCGAGCUGCGAAACACCUCGAUUGCAUUCAAUGGGGACGUGUUUUCGGUGCUAUUCCGUGCGGCACCCAGGGACCUGGGGCUGGCCAGCCGCGAGGAAGUGGACCGGGUGGUGGAGCAGUGGGCGGAGCAGCAGGCGGACUCGCAUGGCUCUGAGACGGCAUCGCAAAUCAUUACCGGGCUGCAGGACCGGCUGGCGCAGCUCGAGGCCCGGCUGCCGACGAUUCUCCGGCGGCUUUCGUGCGACCACCGGCAGACGCAGCCGGGGGAGCGGCUGGACGAUCUGUACAGAGCGGUCGGCGAAGUAGCGCAUAUCGGCGGGUGGCUAUACCGGCGCCAGUUCCCGUACCUGCCGGCGUUCUUCCCCAGCCUGACGCCCCAGCUGCCGCUGCUACAGGAGCUGAUCCGUCUGUCGCACAUCAGCAACGACAUGCAGCAGCUUGUCGCCUGGACGCCCAAGUUCAGCCGCUCGCUGAAGGAAAUGUGCAAUGAGUAUGAGGAGCUAGUGCAGGAGAAGCGCGAGGUAUUCGGCGACAUGCUGUCGCAGGCGGGGCUAGCAUGGAAGGCCAUGGGACUACCGGUGGACAAUGGCCUGAUCCAGCACACGCAGCAGUGGCUCGAGUCCACAACCGAGCUGUGUCUUGCGCGGAUUGCGCGUGCAUAUGAGCGGCGGGCGAACUCUGCAGCGGCCUUUGGCAAAGAGGACAUCAGCAUUGACGACCUGGCGCUGUGCAGCAGCCAGCUGAUCCACUCGGUGCUUGCAUGCUCGGUGCUGUGCGGCCGCUACCCGGCGGCUCUGGCACCGCAUCUGCUGUAUGUGCUGGCCGAGUACUCGCACUGGGCGGUCGGCAAGUCGGCAGCACGUGCCAGCGCAUGGCAUGGCAAGUCGCUGGACAGCCGCGCCAUGCGGUUGAUGCGCCAGUGUGAGACGCUGGUCAAGCUUCUGGCGUAUGUGCGUGCGACACUGGGCGACCGCAUGGCUAUGGAUGCAAAGGCUGGAGACGCAGCUGUUGCAGCGCUGGAGUCGCUGGCUGCGUCGCUGGUGGAAUUGAGCUGGUCGCUGGCCGAGAUCUUGGCUGCGUACCGCCAAGACGGCCGCUUUGCGAAUCCGUCAGGCACUUUGCUGCUGUUUAUUGACUUUGCCGUGCGCUUUGCAAGGCGGGCGGUUGAUUUUGGCGGCAGGUUUGCUGCUGCCCACCAGCGCCUGCAUCGGAUGCAGGCGUAUCUCAAGAGGCUCGAGUCUGCGCUGGCCUAAGCGGAUACCCCAAAACCCUUGCUGUCAUCGCCACAUACUAAAAAACUGUGGGUGAUUUUUUUGUUGCCCCUGCCAAACCACCACUGUUCUAUACAAUUACCCCCUAUCUGCAUAUAAAUUUUAAUCUCAUAUCACCUUGCAAUGAGCGCAGCCCAGGAACAGCAGCCGCCAUCGCUGGAAC